UUCGCUCCGGUUUUACGCCUCCAAGCCACCUAUCCGGAUAUCCAAGCCCGGCUUACAAAAGCGGAGAGAAGACUGGAUCGAUGUGAUUCGUUGUGCCAACUUGCUGGCCAAUACGAAUUUCCUGUUGCUGCCGGGAUAGCGACCGCCAACCAAUUGGGUUGGAUCGUGUCCGGCUACUUACCCUCUUUGGAUGGACGGUAUGCAUCCCCCUAUUUCUGGCAAACCGCUCGAGACAAUGUCUGA
Messenger RNA from Echinostoma caproni, 243 nucleotides. The record is from the annotation of a GenBank genome assembly. Lineage: Eukaryota; Metazoa; Platyhelminthes; Trematoda; Plagiorchiida; Echinostomatidae.